Messenger RNA from Paraglomus occultum, 513 nucleotides. NCBI's taxonomy places the organism in Eukaryota, Fungi, Glomeromycota, Glomeromycetes, Paraglomerales, Paraglomeraceae. The record is from the annotation of a GenBank genome assembly.
AUGGUCAAUAUACGAGUAGAAACAAGAUUUUUUGGAAUCGUAUACCAGAAGACCUUUCCGACGGAAUUACAGAACCAUGUGAGUGAAAGAAUACAGAUUACCGCCGAAAGAGACUGGGUUGAUGUUGAAGUCUUCAUGCCUCAAGACGAAUUUUAUGCAAAAGUAGACGCUUUGAACAAACCAUUAAGAAAAACCAGCUUCCGACUUGCUGCGCUUGGUUUUGCAGAACUUAUUUUGUCUGGGGCAUUUUUCUUUAUUUUGGGGCAAAACCUUAGCGGACACAUCCCAGACACUGUGUUGUAUAUUGCAAUAGCCAUGUACCUCUUGACGCAAUUUGUAACUUCCUACAUAAUAAUAAUUUUGUGUUCACAAACAGAGAAAGAGAGGAAGCGCAUUGUAAGCGAAUUUAACGCUAGCAAUAAACAGCGAGAUAUUAAAUGGAAAUGUAUCAGAAAGCCGUUUUGGCCGUUCUGCGUCAAACAGUCGUCCAUUAUCAUCGAAAUCGACGCUUCC